CCCUCCCCUAGAUGGUGAGCAUGGCCACUGACGUGCAGGACCUGCGGGAGGCGGGGCUGAAGGGCGUGACGUCAGCGGAGGCGGACGACGUGAUUGGCGGGCUCGAGAGCUGCCCGGGAUUGGUGGAGAUCCUGUGCUACAGCUACUGCUAUCUGGGGCUGCUGACGGGCCCCUUCUAUCGCCUCCGCACCUACCAGGAUUGGCUCCGGGGGCCUUCACCCCCUUUCUCCCCCUCUCUCAUCCUCGAGCGCCUCCGUUGGGUACCGGCCUUCGCCUUGGUAGCCGAAGCCUGCGGGCGCCUUUUCCCUGCCAGGACCUUGCUAGGCCCGGCGCUAUGGGGCUGGUCUUUCCCUUGGCGCCUUUUGGCCAGCGCCCCGGUUUUCUUGGCCUUCCGUUUGCGGUUCUAUGUGGGGUGGUUGUGCGCCGAGGCCGCCUGCUUGGUGGCUGCUUUUGGGGGGUACCCGAAGGAGAGGGGUGCCCGGCCGGGCUGCGGCCCCACGAGGAAAGGGGAGAAAGGGGGGGAGAGGAGCCGCCCCCCAUCCCCCCAGCAGUGGGAUUUCGAGUGCAUCCGCACGGUGGAUCCGUGGGGCACGGAGCGGUGCCGGGGGGUGCGCGAGGGGCUGCGGCGUUGGAACAUGACCGUGCAGUGGUGGCUGCAGCACUACGUGCACCGCCGCGCGCCGGGACCCCCCCUCCUGCGCGCCUCGGUGACCCUCCUCGCCUCCGCUUACUGGCACGGCCUGCACGGGGGGCUCUACCUAAGCCUGCUCUCCUUGCCCCUAUGGCUGGCGGCCGAGCGCUCGGCGGUGCCGGCGGCGCUGGGGGUCCUCCCCACGGCGUUGGGGGUCCCGUUGGGUCGAGCCCUCCCCAUGAGAGUCUUCGAGUACCUGAGCGUUGGUUUCGUCCUGCGGCGAGGUGGAGACGCUCUCCGUUACUGGGGGGCUUUGGGGUUCUGUUUGCAUCUCCUGCCCCUAGCGCUUAUGGCAGGGGGGGUGUUGAUGAGAGCGU
Messenger RNA from Pezoporus occidentalis (night parrot), 1008 nucleotides. RefSeq names its product membrane bound O-acyltransferase domain containing 7 (gene MBOAT7). Gene Ontology annotation, cellular component: mitochondria-associated endoplasmic reticulum membrane contact site; membrane. Gene Ontology annotation, molecular function: lysophospholipid acyltransferase activity. The transcript has 4 exons. The record is from RefSeq and is a predicted model, not a curated record. The annotation marks the transcript as partial. Gene Ontology annotation, biological process: phosphatidylinositol biosynthetic process; lipid modification. NCBI's taxonomy places the organism in Eukaryota, Metazoa, Chordata, Aves, Psittaciformes, Psittacidae.